UACGUGACCUUGAGCGUCAGUUCCAUAAUGGCUGAAGAUCCCGGAGGAGCAUUCUGUAAUUUCACUCUUAUUUUUAUCGUUUCUUCGUUAUCUCUGCUGGGAAGAUGGCAGGGCACACAACCUCGAUAAACGUCCGUAGACCCCCGCUGUCGUCAUGCCCAAGAAAGGGAACCGAAAACGGCUGAAAUUUAAAGCCGAUGAUGUUUGCUCGGAGUCAGUAACUGUGGCUGACUAUGCCAACGCCGACCCUGCCAUCGUGAAGUCGGGAAGAGUUAAGAAGGCUGUUGUUAAUGCAAUUGAAAAAGAAGUGAAAUUACUCUGUGGUCUCGAGGCAUCCCAGGGUCCUGUGCAGGAGGUGCUGUCCUCUGCUGGUGGUGUGAGCAAUGCAGCCCCUGGGAGCAGUGAUGAACUGGACUCAGAGGAAGGGGAUGAAGUCAAAGGGUCCCGCAAAAAGAAAAACAAAAGGCGUAAAGAAGAUAGUGAGAGCACAGAUGGAGGAGAAUAUCCUAUUGAUAUUUGGCUUGUGCUUGCCGCAUACAUUCGGCCAGAGGAUGUUUGCAGAUUUGCUCUAAUCUGCAAGAAUGCUUGGACCGCCACGUGCACAGCUGCAUUUUGGACACGACUUUACAAACGGCACUAUAAUAUUGAUGCAGACCUCCCUGAUCGACUACAGCCUGAUUCUAUGGCAAAGAUGCAUUGUCUUCGCGCCCGUGUGAUUUGUUCGCUUUUUCACCUAUAUGAACCGUUUAGCUUGCGGGUGUCCAAAAACCCUCCUUUUCCAGAAUCCACACCUACAACACUGCUGAAUUCCAAGUGUUUGUUGUUUUGGGUCAACAAAGUCCCUGGAAGUAGAUCGGAGCCAAUGUGGGAAUUUAACUUCAAAUUUGUCAAGCUGCCAACUAGGACCAAAAACGGAUGUGACCCUGGUCUUCCGCUGCCCAGGCAGUAUAAAGAUGUUCACACUAAUCCAGACUCUGACUGUUAUCUUUUGCGAGUCACCACACUAAAUUUCAUUUUCACUUCUGUUGUUAUGGGCAUGACAUUAACCUUGUUCACUAUUAAUGUGAGUACAGACAUGAGGCAUCACCGAGUACGCCUGGAGUUCCAGGAUUCACCAGUUAUUCGUGGGAAGAAGCUGAGGGGUGAGCAGGGGGUGCAGGUAGUGCUAGACCCUGUCCACAGUGUGCGCCUCAUGGACUGGUGGCAUCCUCAGUACCCUAUGUCUUUAUAUAAUUAGACUAAACAGCUCUAAACAAACACAAAGUCUUUGUAGAUUACUUGUUUUAUCCCAGAAUGUCCUAAGACAGCUUUGUCUCUUGGAAUAAUUAUUUUUCCAUGUUUCUUUAGUUUUACACAUUGUACUUGGUACACUAGUUUUAUGGAUUUAAUGUUUUCUUUGUACCAUAACUGGCUUAGACCUUUAAGUAGACACCAUAUUUUUGUAAAGGUCUGUUCGAUAUUUACGAUAAUGUCAAAUUGUCACAACCUAUGUUUUCCGCAGUUUUUGGUCCAAUUGAAGUUUGUGGUAAAAUGUGUUUUAUUGGCAGAACUACCGAUCCACAUAAGAUGCAUUAGUGGAUUUUUGUCCUUCAAAUUUUGUGGCAAAAAGAAAUUGAGUGUACCAAAUUAAAUAUGGCAUCUAUUUUAAGGUCCAAAGUGCUUUCCCCUUGCUUUAAUAAAAGCUGAUUUAAGAUCAGUCUUGCUAUGCCAUUGGCACUGUUAGUGUUUUAAGACUGUUGUUAGAUCUGCAUUAAAGGGCAUGCUUAAUUCAUUACUGAGUAACAGUAAUUUGUUCACUUGUGAAUUAAUAGUCCAUUUUUCUCUGUAGCAGACCCUAUGGUGAUCUUUAUGCUGAACUCAUUCCAGCUGUCUGCAAAUGUGUAAAUCAGAAAGCACUCGCUUAUUAGAAAAAUUACUUUUAAUUCACUUGUAAAUGCGGUGGUCUGCUCUGAAGUGACGUAAAUCAAUCGCAAUAGCUUUUAGCUUGGUGUUAGAUGUAGGAGGCGAAGCGUGAACAAUGUAUGCAUUCAGUGCUUUGUUUGGGACAUUUUCUGACUUCAGCUUUGAAACUGUGCAUGCUUGCCUAGCUAAAGUGUCGCCUGCAAACAAUAUUGAGCAGGUUUCUGCAUAUUGUAGAUAUUAAAUUGUCUUAAAGAAUGAACAAAUGGUCCGGGAUUUGAAUUUCUUGCUUUUACAGUCAAAUCUAGAAGUAUAUUAAGUUCCUUUUCAUUUAAAAUUUGCUUUUUUAGAUUGGAAAGUUGAAUCACAAGGUGCUGAUGUUGCUCGAUUAAAUAAACAUCUUAAUGUGU
This is a messenger RNA of Misgurnus anguillicaudatus (oriental weatherfish), 2309 nucleotides long. Lineage: Eukaryota; Metazoa; Chordata; Actinopteri; Cypriniformes; Cobitidae. The record is from RefSeq and is a predicted model, not a curated record.